CCACCGUUGAUUUACGAGGACCUCCAUUAACGGUUCAUGUGCGGUGCAGCAGAUCAAGCCUAUCCUGUUGCUAUAAAUUUUGAAGCCGAAACCCUAAAUUCGAUCCCUUAGCUUCUUAACAACUUUCUCUGUGAGUUCUAGCGUUGCUGCCGGCGAAAGAAAUCACAUCAGUUCGCAAUGGCGGUCUCAUUUAGCGAUGUCAAGUCGGCAGCUGGUCUCCAAAAGCUCGACGAGUACCUGCUCAGUCGUAGUUACAUUUCUGGGUAUCAAGCUUCGAAAGAUGAUAUCGCUGUUUACGAAGCUCUCUCCAAGCCCGUUUCCAGCGAAUAUGUCAACGUAUCUAGAUGGUAUAAUCAUAUCGCAGCACUCGUGAGAGCCUCUGCUAGUUUUGGAGAGGGUUCUGGCGUUAAGUUCGACUCAGAUGCAAUCGCUACCCCACCGGCUGCCGAUGCUAAGGCUAGUGCUGAUGACGAGGAUGAUGACGACGAUAUGGAUCUGUUUGGCGAAGAGACUGAAGAGGAGAAGAAGGCUGCUGAGGAGCGUGCAGCUGCCGUCAAGGCUUCUGCAAAGAAGAAAGAGAGUGGAAAAUCAUCAGUUUUGAUGGAUAUCAAGCCUUGGGAUGACGAAACUGACAUGAAGAAACUUGAAGAGGCUGUAAGAAGCGUUCAGAUGGAGGGAUUGCUUUGGGGAGCAUCCAAACUCGUCCCUGUUGGAUAUGGUAUUAAGAAACUACAGAUAAUGCUCACAAUUGUUGAUGACCUUGUGUCGGUCGACAAUCUCAUUGAGGAAUACUUGACAGUUGAACCCAUUAACGAGCAUGUUCAGAGUUGCGAUAUUGUUGCCUUCAACAAAAUCUAAGAUUGAGCUUUUUGUCAAGUCCAAGAUCCUGAUCAUCAUUCAAAAGAUGAGGUCUAGUAGUCUAUGCAAGAAUGAGUUUUGUUAUUUGUUCAGGACUUUAUCAUGCCUAUUUCUUGUCUUUACUUUUCAAACUUGAUUUGGUUCAAUUUGCCAUGAAGUCAUAUAUUUUUGGUGUUCCUUCAUUUUGUCUUAAUGACCUCUCGUGAUACACUAAGGUUAUGAACUUAAUGAUGAUAUGAAAAUGAGAAGGAAAGAUGGUCAAAUAGAGUCAGUGCCCUUACUAAAUGGUUUUAAUGAACUGCAUCAUAGAUUA
This is a messenger RNA of Cucumis sativus (cucumber), 1171 nucleotides long. Its product is annotated as elongation factor 1-delta. Gene Ontology annotation, molecular function: translation elongation factor activity; guanyl-nucleotide exchange factor activity. Bases 178 to 858 code for a protein of 226 amino acids. The transcript has 8 exons. Lineage: Eukaryota; Viridiplantae; Streptophyta; Magnoliopsida; Cucurbitales; Cucurbitaceae. The record is from RefSeq and is a predicted model, not a curated record. Gene Ontology annotation, cellular component: eukaryotic translation elongation factor 1 complex; cytosol. Gene Ontology annotation, biological process: translational elongation.